CCACAUAACAAGUGGUCUCCACCUAACUGUACCAUGGAUUGUGAGGUAUGCUACAACGGAGGAGUAUGUGAUACAUACAUCGGAACCUGUAUAUGUCCUUCGGGAUUUACCGGAGCUAGUUGCGAAACAUCUUCUGAUGGUAAUCAUUUUGGACGUGAUGGUCAAACCCCGUGUAAAACUGGUAACAAUGACGGAUGCAAGGGGAUGUUGAUUUGUCCACCUAUGCCACAAGGCUGUGCCUGCCACUCUGGCUGGAAAGGACUUAGAUGUGAAACGGAAUGUGAAGCUUGCAAGUAUGGCGCUGACUGUCUACAAGAUUGUCAUUGUAAUGCAAGUGAGUGUGAUCCUUCCAACGGCUGCAAUAUGAAUGCAACGUGCAACCAUGGCUACACGGGCAUAAGAUGUUUAGAUAAAAAUGAUACGACCUCGGAUGUGGGAACAACUAAUGGUAAUGUACUUAGUGUCAAAUUAACAUGGACCUAUAAUUAUUAUUAUUGUAGCUCCAUGAUAGUUUGUCAAAGUGUAUCAGUCAAUCGCGAACCCUAACGGUGAAUAUGAUGAAGAAUGGUUUAGGUUAGUUUUAUUUAAGGUACAUAUACACCAUGGAGGAAAUAUAUUAUAAUAUAUUUCCUCCAUGGUAUAGACUAACCCCUUCUUUUACAGCAUUACUGAGAUUAAUUGAUAUUGUUAACGGGCAAAGUAGUUUUCGGAGAUUUUUCAGAUUGUAAUCGACCAGGUUAUUGCAGCAGAUGCAACAUAUAUCAAUGGACCAGAAUUGUUUUGAAAAGGAAAUUGCAAGUCUUGCAACACACAUAAUUGGAUCUAUGGUUUCCGACGCAGUCUUCCAAGAAUACUAGGGCUACUCUCAACUUGUACGAUGGCAAACUUUUUUUGGACAACAUGACGGAUGCAAUCCAUCUGGAUAACGAAUAGAUGAACUGAAAAAAAUACACGACGAGAAUAAUCACGUUUAAAAAAGUAUCAUACCCAGUACAGAAACGGAUUGAAGCUACAAAUAAUGGUGUCUUUUAUCCUUCGCUAAUGAUUAUUCAGGAGUUUCAACAAGAGAGGCAUCAGCAUCGACCUCGAUUUACUGAUAUGAUUAUGGAGAUAAUACUUACAUGUAUUACAUGGCAUUUACAUGAUACGAUUAGGCAUAUGGUUUGUUCGUUAUUUCAAAACCAUUAUAGAAUGAGACUGUUGCAGUGUAUCCUGUUGCCAAUAUCAACGACAUUCGUAUUGUAUCAUACCAUGUCUUACACAUUUUAAUAAAUUGGUGGUGUUUUGUGAACUUUUUGUCAUUUUUUAUAGAAUGAUAAAUAGUAUUAUUUUUAUUAGUAAUUAAUUUCAUUUAUUCAUAAAUUUCUCUGUAAAGCAAUAGACGUACCAACAACUAACGUUAAUAUGCACUUGCCAUUUUCAUUCUGUAACGGCAAGAGUCUAUAAAAUACUUAUAAGAAACAUAGCUUAAAAGGCAUGGCAGUUUAUCAAGUCAAAAUAAAGUAAUUAAGAAUAUUGUACUAUAAUCGAUUAAUGAAUAUGAAUGACAACAGAUGUCCUAAUAAUAUUGUUACUUGAAACGACCUUUCAAAAACGUAAGAACGAUCUUUGCAUUAAUGGAUAAUUAUUAUGGGAUAUAAAGGGUUCAAUUGAGCUGAACAACAUUAAUUUUUUUUCUUGAUGAUUUGACUGUUUACAGUAUAUUGAUAAUUCAUAUUCAUAUUUUUCUACUAUUUGCCAGUUAUAAUUACAAACUGGCAGCGAUGACU
This is a messenger RNA of Anneissia japonica, 1769 nucleotides long. Its product is annotated as multiple epidermal growth factor-like domains protein 10. Gene Ontology annotation, molecular function: scavenger receptor activity. NCBI's taxonomy places the organism in Eukaryota, Metazoa, Echinodermata, Crinoidea, Comatulida, Comatulidae. The record is from RefSeq and is a predicted model, not a curated record. The transcript is spliced from 5 exons. Bases 34 to 546 code for a protein of 170 amino acids.